Molecule: messenger RNA, 336 nt
Organism: Chrysochloris asiatica (Cape golden mole)
Lineage: Eukaryota; Metazoa; Chordata; Mammalia; Afrosoricida; Chrysochloridae
Gene: CUNH19orf25
Product: chromosome unknown open reading frame, human C19orf25
Exons: 2
Coding region: 1-336 (111 amino acids)
Source: RefSeq, a predicted model, not a curated record
AUGGGCUCCAAGGCCAAGAAGCGCGUGGUGCUGCCCACCCGCCCGGCGCCCCCCACUGUGGAGCAGGUCCUGGAGGACGUGCGGGGAGCGUUGGCAGCGGACCCUGUCUUCACCGCCUUGGUCCCGGAAGACCCCGCAGACCCCGCCAGGACUGUGCGGCACGAGCGUCUCUAUGAGCAGAGCCAGGCCUACGUGGCCAUCAACCAGCGCCUGCAGGAAGCAGUGCAAGGACUGAGGGGCCAGUGUGAGGAGCUGCGGCAGGCAGGGGCUGAGCUGGAGCGAAGCGUGGGGCAGGUGGCCCAGACAGUGCUGCCCACGGCCACCCCCUCGGGCUGA